AUGGCGUCGAUCUCAGCGUCUCCGCCAAUCAGAUUCGGGGCGGAAGGAGCGCCGAUCGACUUUCCUGUGCUCUGCCUGGGCUUCGUGGCAUGCUCUAUCACAGCAGCGCUCUCUGUCAUGCUCGUCGCCGCCGUGCCUGCCCUUUUGGCCAUCCGCAAGGCGGCACUGGCGUUGGAGCGGCUAGCAGAGGUGGCACGGGAGGAGGUGCCGGGGACGAUGGCGGCUGUGCGGCUGUCCGGCAUGGAGAUGAGCGACCUGAGCAUGGAGCUGAGCGACCUCAGGAGGCUGAGAGGCAUCAGAAGUAGGUGCAAGGUGUAUGGCAGCUGUGCAGCUGUCAGGCAUGGAGCUGAGCGACCUCAGGUGAGUGCAUGGCCAGGACAGGUAGAGACGGGAGGUGACAGUUAG
This is a messenger RNA of Closterium sp. NIES-65, 405 nucleotides long. Lineage: Eukaryota; Viridiplantae; Streptophyta; Zygnematophyceae; Desmidiales; Closteriaceae. The record is from the annotation of a GenBank genome assembly.